Messenger RNA from Larimichthys crocea (large yellow croaker), 2715 nucleotides. RefSeq names its product tumor protein D52 (gene tpd52). Gene Ontology annotation, cellular component: cytoplasm. The record is from RefSeq and is a predicted model, not a curated record. Gene Ontology annotation, biological process: B cell differentiation. Bases 136 to 693 code for a protein of 185 amino acids. Lineage: Eukaryota; Metazoa; Chordata; Actinopteri; Sciaenidae. The transcript is spliced from 6 exons.
CGAACCCCACCCCGUACGCCGGCCGAGCUGCCUGGCAACAUGAGAGAGAGAGCAGGAAGGUCUGCUGCAGCGAAGUGAGCAACCUACACACUGUGGACGUACAAAAAACAGCCAGAAACAACUCUCAGCCGAACCAUGGAGGACACGCAGAAAGGUCAGCAGCCGGACUCAGUCCCAGAGAUGGGAGAAGAUGCAGUGACGUCUGUCAACCCCUCUCCCCCUGUCCAGUCCUUGUCAGAGGAGGAGCGGCAGGAGCUUCAGGAGGAGCUGUUCAAGGUUGAGGAUGAGAUCCAGACUCUGUCUCAGGUGCUCGCAGCCAAGGAGAGCAGUUGGCAGACAUUAAGAGAAGCUGGGCAUCACGCCUCUCAACGAGUUGAAACAGAACAUCACCAAACCUGGAGGAGGUCACCACCUCCACCGCCUUGGAGGACUUCUGAAACACUGUCUCAGGCGGGUCUGAAGGCUACAGCAGCAUUCUCCAACGUGGGCUCCGCCAUCAGCAAGAAGCUGGAGGACGUCAGGAAUGCACCAACUUUCAAGUCAUUUGAGGAGAAGGUGGAGACUUUGAAGACCAAGAUGAGUCCACCAGCAUCCUCCACCAACCCCGACAACCAGGACGCGGCCAAUCCCAGCACCGACACUUUGUCCAGUCAGCCUGAAGACUUGCCCACCCAGGAGAUGCCAAUGAACUGACCCGCCUGACCCCUCCUGACCUCCCACCACCCCCCUCCUCCUCCUCCUCCUCCUCACUUGACCCUCUAACCUCUAGACCGUCUACACUCCCCCCUAAACUUUUGUGUGCCAGUCUCCCUUUAUAGGAAACAAUGACUUACCACAGCCUUCUUUGUCAUGUAAUUGUCUGCUCUUUUUGUCUGACACGUGCGCUCACUUGCUAACCGGUGUGAAAACUGAAAGUUUGGGACGGGUGCAGGCAUGUGGUCUCGUGCCGACCGUAUAUAUUUUUUUAGAGUCUAUUCUGGCUCGCUGUGGGAAGAGUCCCACCUGCUGUUUGGCUUUCCUUUUCCUCCUGCACUCCUUUCUCUCUCUGCCUUCAUCUAAGCUGCCAAACUCCAAAGCUGUUUUUUCUUUAUCAGAGUAACACUGCUUCACUAUUGAUGUUUGGUUGAGUGUAGAAAGUUGUGCAAAUUGAGAAAGAUUGACACUUCUGAAGUUCAUUAGAGAAAGAUUUAAACUUUCUUUUUAUGUGCACCAGGCAGUUGUUGGCCUAUUGCUUCUUGCAUGGCCCUCAUCGUGUGUUGGAGUUGUAAGCACUUGUUUUGCCUCCAUUUUGGGGCCAUCCUUGGUUUACUAAAGGUUUCCAUUUUGGGGCCAAUUUUAUUUAAGUUUUCUUCAUCUUAUUAAUUUUAGGGCACCACACGAUCAUCAAAUAGUCUAACACUGUGUUUAGAAUAUGAAUGUAUGCAUUUUGUGUCAUAUACUGUAGGUACAACACUUUGUGUAAUUGAACCCACAGCGCUGAGCUACUGAUACAGUGUCAUGACCACAACCACCCACUCCAAAGCUGGUGUUUUAACACACACUUUUUCCAAUGUUGAGAGUCGGUCAGAAAAUGAUCUCCGCACUUAGAUAGCUGCAGGAAAACGGCCAAGAUCAGCAGAGCAGAGGCAGAGCAAACACGCAGCCGAGGUUCAGCCUUGACCCGAGGUGAGAGUGAAACAAAUGUCUCUUCAAGAUCCAGAGUCAAUAUUUAAACACUUGUCCAUUGUUCCUGUGUGGGAGGUAACACCUAGCCCCCUCGACCCUCUCUGUCACAGAUGAAAGCACGCCAAGGGUUAGACUACACACAGACCAAAUCAUUUUAGAAGAGUUGGUUCAACUUCAUUUGGACAUUUCCUCGUGGCUAGUUAAAUGAUUGGUCCACCACUUUGGUCUAGACUGAAAUAAGAUAAAUUGUAAUAACUUUAUUAAUUCAAUGUCAAUUUGUGACUUAUACUCACGAAGCUACCAACAUUCCCACCAGUCUCAGCUGUACUUUGUGUUUAGUGCUAAAGAGUGUUAGCACUGUGAGCCUCACAGAGCUGCCAGCAUGUAUCCAGAUACUUGUCACUGUUACAUUUCUGUCUUCAGAAGUUUCUAGGAAAUCACACCAACGAUCAAAAAUCUGCUUCUUUUAGCACACAGCAGGAUUCUAUUCAGUGUUCCCUGAACAUGCUGCUUUCAUACAGAGCAAACAGCUUUUAUGAAUGUUGAAUAAAUAUAUGAAUAUCAGCGUUACAUUUUCAACCACAGUCUCAUGCUGCUUCAUAUGUUCUUAUCCUAGAAACUAUUAAACUACUGAACAGUUAGAGUCCCACCACACACUUUUCUGGUUGGCUAAUAUGCACAGAGCUACUAAUGGAGGUUAAAUCAAGCUUGAAGGGCAAACGGAGCCAAUCUGAACACAGCCAAGGUUUUUACAGGACUUCAACACUUCUCCUCAGCCUGGUACAAGUCUUCCCCUGCUGGCCGACCACUGGCUCAACAUCAGUGGAAUGGAUUUUUAACUACUACAGCAUCUCAUGUCCUCGUGUAACAUUACUUUCUAGCCAUGACCUAGUUCACUGAGAGAAUUCAUUAAAGUCUUUUUUUUUAUCUCAGACAUGAGGGCUUUAUUUGUAUUUAGUCACACACACACACACACAGGAUUUGUUUGUUCUUUAUUUGGAACCAUGGAGUGAAGAAAUGUACUCUAAUUAAAAGUACCUCUGGAGUAAA